Messenger RNA from Prunus armeniaca (apricot), 1053 nucleotides. Lineage: Eukaryota; Viridiplantae; Streptophyta; Magnoliopsida; Rosales; Rosaceae. The record is from the annotation of a GenBank genome assembly.
AUGGCGCAUCAGAGAACCAAGCUUAUUUUCCUGUUGCUGGUGUUGUGCGCUCUCUGCUAUACGUUCGCCGCCAUUGCAGGGAAGAGCUAUUAUGAGAUACUCCAAGUCCCCAAGGGAGCCUCCGACGAGCAGAUCAAGAGGGCUUACCGAAAGCUCGCCCUCAAGUACCAUCCUGAUAAGAACCAAGGCAAUGAAGAGGCUAAUAAAAAAUUCGCCGACAUCAACAAUGCCUACGAGGUGCUUUCGGACAGCGAGAAGAGGGGCAUAUACGAUAGGUAUGGAGAAGAGGGGCUGAAACAGCAUGCCGCUAGUGGAGGCAGAGGUGGCGGUGGUGGAAUGGGAAUGAACAUCAAUGACAUCUUUGCCGAUUUUUUUGGUGGGCGCUCCAUGGAAGACGAAGAGAAAAUCGUCAAGGGUGAUGAUGUAGUUGUAGAAUUGGAUGCAACAUUGGAAGACCUCUAUCUGGGAGGCUCAUUGAAGGUUUGGAGGGAGAAGAACAUUCUAAAGCCAGCACCAGGCAAGAGACGUUGUAAUUGUAGAAAUGAGGUCUAUCACAGGCAAAUCGGUCCAGGGAUGUUCCAACAGAUGACAGAAGAGGUCUGUGAACAAUGUGCCAAUGUCAAAUAUGAAAGGGAGGGAUAUUUCAUCACUGUUGAUAUUGAGAAAGGGAUGCAAGAUGGGCAAGAGGUGGUUUUCUAUGAAGAUGGUGAGCCCAUAAUUGAUGGAGAAGCUGGAGACUUAAAAUUCCGUAUCCACACAGCACCUCAUGACCGAUUCAGAAGGGAAGGCAAUGACUUACACACAACCAUCACUAUCACACUGGUUCAAGCUCUUGUGGGCUUUGAGAAGGCCAUCAAGCACCUUGAUGAUCAUUUGGUUCACAUCGGCUCAAAGGGAAUUACAAGGCCCAAGGAAGUGAGAAAAUUCAAAGGGGAAGGGAUGCCUUUGCAUUUCAGCAACAAGAAAGGAGAUCUGUACGUAACAUUUGAGGUUCUAUUCCCCACGUCACUAACAGAGGAGCAGAAGACAAAGAUCAAGGCUGUUCUUGGUUAG